AUGCAGCAUGCAAAUGAAUUCUACUCACUACCAGCAAGAACUGACAAGGAGCAGAAUGAAGAUCCUGAUGAUCGCAGACCAGGGACAGCCCAAGAACCAAGAGUCUGGAGGACGCACCCAGCCUGCUCACUAACCUGCCAUAAUCCAGCUCUCAAAGUGGUACUUCUGGAUUUCAGAGGAGAGUGCGGUGUCUCUGGAGGCCAGACGCAGAACUCCUGGAUCACCACAGGCAGUUUGGAGGCUGGUGAAAGAGUGUCCUGGCUGAGCUCGCUCGGUUCCUGGAGACCCUUAUUUGAGCUCCCAAACCCCCUAGAGAGUUCCCACCCGAUUCUCCAACUGCCCCCUUGUCUCAUUCUUGUAACCUCCGGGACUAUGCAGGCCUUUACUGAGGAGGAGCAGUGCCGGGGACGCCAGCCCCGGUCCCCUACUGGGGACGCGGGCUGCCUGCGCUCUCCAGGCAGCGGCGGCGAAUUUUGGGAGCCAGCCGGGUUCGCCCGCCCCGCGCUCAGCUGCCCCGCGCAGCUCUCUAAGCGGGUUCCAGCCCUUCUUGCUGGGUCCACAAAAAGCGUCAAGCUGGACGCCCCGACCACGGAAUCGCCCCUAGGGGCUUUCCCAAAUCCUGGCACCAUGAGCUAUGGGGAUGAGCUGACUCCCGAAGCUCUGAGCGUGCCCAGCGGCUUUGAUGACCUGAUCACCUCCACCACUUCCCAGGUGCUGCAGGCCAUGUCUAAUGCCGCUUCUGCCGUGGGCCAUGCUGGCAAUGGCAAGCUCUCCAUGACAGAUAAGCUGCCAGGCCAAGCACCCAAUACGGGUGACCUGGCUGACACAUCGGGUCCCAUCAGUUCUGAAGUAGUGUCCCAGGACGAGAGCGUGCAGUUCUGGCUAGUGAUAGGGUACACCAUAGUGGUCUUUGCUGCCAUCAUAGGCAACUGGGUCUUAAACCACGUAAUUAUGAAGUACAAGAGGGUGCACACGGCAACUGGCCUCUUUGUCGUCAACAUUUCUGUGACCAACAUGAUGCUGGCUCUUCUCAGCUCUCCCUUCACUAUGGUGCGCUAUCUGUGUAAUUCUUUGGUGUUUGGGAAGAUGACAUGUCACCUCAGUCGCUUUGCCCAGUACUCUUGUGCCUAUGUUACUGUGAUGACCAUGGCUGCUAUUUCUCUGGAUCGACACCGGGUUAUGCUUUACCCUCUGAAGUCCCGGAUUACUCCCAUGCAAGGCAAUGUUUGCAUCAUUGUCAUCUGGAUUGUGAGCACCUGUGCUGCUUUGCCACAUGCUGUUUACCAGAAGCUUUACCAAGUGGAGUUUGGAAACGUAACUGAGGAAACUGCCUGCCUUCCCAGUUUCCCAUACACUUCAGAAUCCACAUGGAAGUACCUUGAUCUGGGCACCUUUUUGAUUUUCUUCAUUUUGCCAUUGCUGGUGCUGGUGGUUGUGUAUGGUCAUGUGGCCAAGAAGCUGUGGAUCCAUAAUGCUGUUGAUGAUAUCAAUAUUCACACCUACAUCUGCCAGCGAGGAAAGAAGAAGCAGACCCUGAAGAUGCUGAUGACGGUGGUGCUUGUCUACACCAUCAGUUGGCUCCCACUCAACCUCUACCUGGUGCUGCUGUCUAGUGAAUCCAUCUCAAGCAAUAAUGGUCUCUACUUUUUUCUCCACUGGCUAGCAAUUAGCAGCUCCUGCUACAACCCCUACAUCUACUGCUGGCUCAGUGAUAGCUUCCGGAUUGAAGUUCAGAAGGUCAUCAUGGAAAUCCAGAAGAUGAUCCUAGAUGGAAUCAGCCGCCUGAGGGGAGAGCACCGCCGACUGAGCUCGGUCUCACCCACCCAACGUCCUGCCUGGGUGGACCCCAAUCCUGGAGUGCCCAAGUUCCCACGAUUCAAAGAUUUUGAUGAGAUACCCAGCCCCCCUCCUUCCCCACGGGUGGAAAUUUCUUUCCUCUACCCAUCAGUGCCUAGAGUUUAAGCUGCCCAGACCGCGAUAGGUUAUC
Molecule: messenger RNA, 1987 nt
Organism: Dipodomys spectabilis (banner-tailed kangaroo rat)
Lineage: Eukaryota; Metazoa; Chordata; Mammalia; Rodentia; Heteromyidae
Product: probable G-protein coupled receptor 83
Exons: 7
Coding region: 1-1962 (653 amino acids)
Biological process (GO): neuropeptide signaling pathway
Cellular component (GO): membrane
Molecular function (GO): neuropeptide receptor activity
Source: RefSeq, a predicted model, not a curated record